AUGGCGGCCGCGCCACACCCGCCGCCGCUCGAGCCCGACCAAACCCUAGCGCUCCCGGACGCGCUCCUCCUCCGCGUCCUCGCCUGCCUCCCGGAGCCCCACCUCACGGGCGCCGCCUCGCUGGUCUGCAGGCGGUGGACGCGCCUCGCGGGGCGCCUGCGCCGCCGCCUCGCCGUGCGGGACUGGGCCUUCGUCGCGCACCGCCUGCCCUACCGCUUCCCCGACCUGGCCGACCUCGACCUGUUCCCGGCCUCCAUCGCCGCGCCCACCGCCGUGGCGGCGCCCCACGCGUCCCCGCUCCUCACCUGCGGCGCGGUCUCGCUAACCCUAGACGCCAGCGCGGACCCGCCGCUCGGCGCCUGCCGCUUCAUCGACGACGACGCGCUCGACCGGGGACUCGCCGCAGUCGCCGCUAGCCUCCCCAACCUCCGCCGUCUCUCGGCCACCGCCGCCUCUGAGUCCGGCGGGCUCAUGGCCAUCGCCGGCGGAUGCCCGACGCUGCAGGAGCUCGAGCUCCACCGCUGCACCGACCUCGCCCUCCGCCCGGUCUCCGCCUUCGCGCACCUCCAAAUCCUCCGCAUUGUCGCCGCGUGCCCCGCGCUCUACGGCACCGCCGAGGGCGGCGGCGUCACUGACAUCGGCCUCACCAUCCUCGCCCAUGGAUGCAAGCGGCUCGUCAAGCUGGAGCUUCAGGGUUGCGAGGGGAGCUACGACGGCAUCGCGGCUGUUGGGCGCUGCUGUGCGAUGCUUGAGGAGCUCACCAUCGUUGACCACAGGAUGGACGGCGGGUGGCUUGCCGCCCUAGCAUUCUGUGGGAACCUCAAGACCCUGCGGCUGCAGAGUUGCAGCAGGAUCGACGACGACCCUGGCCCGGCGGAACACCUUGGUGCUUGUCUCACGCUCGAGAGCUUGCAGCUGCACCGGUGCCAGCUGCGUGACCGUAGCGCCCUCCACGCCCUCUUUUUGGUCUGCGAGGGAGCCCGUGAGAUACAGGUCCAGAAUUGCUGGGGCCUUGAAGAUGAUAUGUUUGCCUUGGCUGGCCUAUGCAGGAGAGUAAAAUUCCUGUUGUUAGAAGGGUGCUCACUAUUAACAACUCGAGGUCUCGAAUCGGUGAUAACCUCAUGGAGCGAUCUCCAGAGUCUAGAAGUUGUUACCUGCAACAAAAUCAAGGAUGAGGAAAUAACCCCUGCCCUUUCAGAGCUAUUCUCCAAUCUCAAAGAGCUGAAGUGGCGGCCUAACAACAAGUCACUUCUUGCCGCGAGCCUCGUUGGCACUGGGAUGGGAAAGAAGGGCAGGGUAUUUUUCAAAAGGGGCCUGAAGGGAUCAAAGGCACAAGCACAACGGCACAACGCACGCGCGCGCGCUGAAACUAACCAAGAAGAGAGGAGGGAAGGAGCAGAGCAAGAAGCCAAGAAGAUGGCCGCCGCUGCCGCCGUCCCGGACGGCGUCUCCUCCUGCGGGAGCACCAACAUGCGCCGCGCCGACCACCUCCCUCAGCACCCGAUCCCGCUGCCCUGCAUGGGCGAGCCCACCGCCGCCUCCCGCGUCUCGCCGGGCUCCUCCCCGGCCCGCUCCGAGGCCUCGCGGGGCGCCCCUGGCUACAACGCCGACGCCGAGCCGGACCCGGAGCCCGAGGCCGAGGCCUCCGUGGGGCGGAGCACGCAGAUGCCGCUCGCGAUGGCCGCCAUGGGCGGGCGCGGCGGGCCCUACGGCCGCCGCCCGGCCUCGUCCUACGGCAGCUGCGCCGCGUGGAGCGCCGGGUCGCUCAGCAGGCACCGCCCCGCAUCGCCGUCCCCGAUCUGCAGCCCCGUGAACAGCCACGGCGGCGGCGGGGAGGAGGAGGACCGCGAACCGCACGGGGGUGACGACGCCUCCUCGUUCGUCACGCCACGGAUGGAAGAAGAGCAAGGGAGGGCCAGAGCAGAUUUCAUGAAUCCUUCUGCUACACCUCGAAACAUCAGACAGACACCCAGGCACCCUUCUCUGCUGGAUAGGAGAGUUGAAGGGACUAAUCAAAUGCCUCCAAGAUUCAUUCACAAGACCACACCAGCUAGAUUUAUGCGCCGAGCUCGCUCCUCACAUAAUUUCCGUCAGCGCGUGGGUGCACUAGAUGCUACCAAUGAAUGGAGACUGCCCAAAGUAAGUGAAGGGGAUGACGAGGGAGGUGAUCAAAAAGACUGGCAGGCUGAUACCGUGUCAUCUCGUAUAUCCUCAGCUCGUGAUUGGAAUUUUGAGUCUGAUGGUGCCUAUGAGGGUAGCAAUCAUAGCGAUCGUGCAUUUGGUGAUUCAGAUGGUGGGAACCGUCCAGUUGAAGUGCAAAGGAUGGAGAGACGGAUCCCGAGCUCCGUGUUAAAACCCCAAGGCAAUUUAGUCCAUGCCAAGUUGGUUGCCUGGAAGGAUGCGCAGAUUGCAAAGCUCAUAGAAAAGCUGAAAAGGAAAGAAGCCGAUAUUGAUGAUUGGCAGAGGAAGAAGAUCACAAAGGCCAAGCAGAAGAUGAGAAGUUCUGAGUUGAAGUUGGAGAAGAAGAGAGCGGAAGUGGCAGAAAAGAUGCAAAGGGCGAUAAAGCAUGCACAAAAAAAAGCUGAUAAGAAGAAAGUCAAGGAGCAGGUAGCCACUAAAGUUCAGAUAGAUGGUGUUGAGAGAGCAUUGAAGAUGCACGAUUGUUUAAACCUACAAUCUGACUUCCAAAUUCCUGAAAAAGUUUAUGACCUUUGGCUCCCAAACUCAAGAAAAUGGGAUGAAAAUAAAGCUACAACUCUCUUUGGUCAACAAACAUUUCAAAAUGGGAUGAAUAUCAUGACAGAGAGGGAUUCAAUAAUAGGAGGAACAGAUAUGCCAGUUCUCCUACGUGUCUGA
Molecule: messenger RNA, 2856 nt
Organism: Miscanthus lutarioriparius
Lineage: Eukaryota; Viridiplantae; Streptophyta; Magnoliopsida; Poales; Poaceae
Source: the annotation of a GenBank genome assembly